Molecule: messenger RNA, 1782 nt
Organism: Salvelinus fontinalis (brook trout)
Lineage: Eukaryota; Metazoa; Chordata; Actinopteri; Salmoniformes; Salmonidae
Product: nucleolar protein 16-like
Exons: 5
Coding region: 767-1504 (245 amino acids)
Biological process (GO): ribosomal large subunit biogenesis
Cellular component (GO): nucleolus
Source: RefSeq, a predicted model, not a curated record
CCCUUCAGUGUUAUAAAUGUACCAUAUUUGGUCAUGUGUUAAGUGUGUGCAGAAGUGACGAAUAUCGUUAUGCCAGAUGAAGGGAGAUGCUGCAACUGUGGAGGUGAACAUGCGCCUGAAUUCUUGGAGUGCCCUGCAACGAUAAGGAGUGUCCAACGUGUCGCCUAUCUGGAGGCGGUGAGAAAAUUGGAAGGAACGAGGACGAAUCAAUGGUAGUAACGUUAGAGCCACCACGACCAGUGAAGGUUACUCAUCAACUGAGGGAUAGUUAAAUGCUACAUGCUGAAAAUGUGGACUUUGUAUUUAUUGCAAUGCUCAUAAACUGUAGAGCACAAGCGGAGAAGAAGUCUAACAAAAUCGGAAUCGUUGUGAAUGCGCUGAUGGUUUUUGGGGUCUUCGUGAUUUCACAGCCGAGGCUGUGCAAGAAAUCCUGUCUGUGAAUGUACCCCAUCACAUGCCCCUGAGGCUGUGUGAGGAUGUAUUUUGGAGUCGACUGUGAUUGAAGAAGUAUGAUGUAUUUAUUUUCUUUAGUUAACUUUUUUUGCAGGACGUUUUCCCCCUUUCCCGGAAAGUGUUUAUUUUUAUUUUUUAUUAUUCAAUACCCCGUCCAGCUGGUGGCGGUAAUGCACCAUUAACAUUGUAUGCCAACCGCCGCUAAACCCCAUCGAAGAAGAAUUAGAACACAUGCGUCCACACUUGCUUCCUGCUCAGCUCCACGCGUGUUUGUUCAGAAUCAAAAGGUAGCACGUUUUAAAGCAAAGUAACAAUGCCUAAAGCCAAAAAGAAAAGUAAAAGAAAUAAGUUUGACUACGGUAAAGACAGAAAGAAACUGAAAAAGCAGUUUAAGAAAAGGGAAGCCCCGAGAAUAGAGUGUCCUCAGAUCCGAAAUGCCUGGAGUGACAAAAAGUCUGUGGCAAGAAACUUGCGAGACAUGGGUCUGGCAUUUGACCCAAACCGCGCCCUCCCAAUUAAGACACCGGCCAUUGCUGCUGUGGGGAGAACUGAAGAUGCUCCCGCUCCCAAACUUGUAAGGAAGCCAUAUGUACUCAAUGAGCUGAUGGCUGAGGCCAGUCUCGCCGAGAAAGACACAAAGACCUUAUCCACAGACUUGAUCGAGUAUGUGCAGUACAUGGUCAGGGAACACAGCGAGAACUACAAGAUUUUUUUCUAUUUCUGUAGGCUAUGGCCAGAGAUGAGAAGAACUAUUACCAGGACACGCCCUCACAGAUCAGGAGGAAAGUGGACCAGUAUAAACGCUGCCAUCCAGAGGAAUACACCACCUUCAUGGAGUCUCUCAAAGGUGGGAAAGCAGUUUCCACAUAACUGUGGCUCUUGUUGUGGGCAAAGACUUUCUUUAUCAGUGGGGGACAGUCUGGGAGCACUGACUCGCAAGUAUUCUGUGACUGUGGCAAAAAUGAACAAGAGAGGGGGUCAAAGUUCACCCAGAAACACAAGCUUUCAUCAUUUAGAACAGACCGUGAGUAGGGAUUUUGCAGAACUGUAAACAUUUGAGAAAAAGACCAGACAUGAUAUAACAUGCAUAAACUACUAUUUUUUAUAUACUUCUAGUAUGUUUCCCCAAAAUACAGUUACACAAAUGAUAUACAGUAAGAACAUUUAAGACUGCUUUUGUAAUGAUGUCAACAUAUGUUUGUAAGUUUCAUUAAUGCAUUUCCUCUUUGGAUUUUUUGGGGGAAGAUGUAUAAGCAUAGAGUCAUUUGUCAAGCUUGUGUAAAAUGUUGUAACAUGUCACUGUAAAAAAUAAAAGUGAGAAAAACCUUA